CUGUGACUAACACCAUGAACACCAUGAACAACGUCCACCACCACCUCCUGUAUGUCUUCUACAUCAAGCCAUCGACAGUCGACAAUGCCUCAGUCGAGUUAAUUCCGUUGACCGACUGUGCUGUUAAAGCAUCCCUUGACCAAAUGGUACAAGAAUUGGUGGACCUCGCCGAGGAGAGGGCACGGGAGCGGGGUUAUGAUACUCUCGAAGGUCGCAGAAUUAUCGGAGGAUCUGUAUAUUGUCCUCGCGGACCCGGCGUGCCUUUCUUGGAAAAAGUUUACGCGGACCUUAAGCAACAGCCUUUGGAAGAUUACGCCGAGCAAUUUCAUCUAAAUUUCACUAUUCAGGAAUCUCUUUGUCCGGACGAACAAGAUAAGCCUCCCCGAAAACCCCUGCUUAUUGUUUUUCGUUUGUCUCCUAUACCUCAAGGCCUCAAGCGUCAACGCGCUCCCAGCCUGGAUGACGACGUUGUUAUGCCGUUAACAAAAAACUUUAGGGGUCACAAAACGAAAGGGAAGAUGCCAUCAAGCGACUAUGCUGAGAAUCAGUCUUCCCCUGAUGUUGCCCUUCUAGACGGACGUUUCGUUUCCCGAUCUCCAGUCGAGACGACCGCCCCUCCCAUCGAGCUCUAUCAUCGCGCGUUUGCCCAGUUCACUGCUCUUGCUCGGGACCCAGCCUUCCAGUUGCCUGACGACGACGACAUCCUCAGUAACACGGCCGCAUUAAUACGAAGUUGUUCUGAAAUCGAGACGUACAAAGGACUGAGGAACUCGAACAUCCGCGAGAUCCUUGGACGAAUCCUUGGGCUCUCAUUCGACGUCCUAAACGAUGACGUAUCCGCCGCUGGCUACAUAGCCCCAUGCAAAACAUCGUCGGAAUUUGUCACGGCUGCGCUUGUCAUUGCAGAAAUAGAAGGAGAAUUGGGAUCAACGGAUACGGACCCCUCCGUCCAGGCAUCGUUCUCUUUCACCAGGUUCUACUGCCAGCCGCAGCGAGAUCCCAUCACUGAUCAGUGCAACUGUCCGACGUUUAUCGUCGGGAUUGCAGGUCCGUGGUUGGUCAUUAUGGGGGCUGUUCUGACAAUUCGACCCGUCAUCCAACGGUUAUCUGACUACAUGUGGCUGGGGAACAGUCGCGUGCUGGAUGAGAACCAGGUGAAAAGGGUUGCUCGCAACCUUUACGCUCUUCGAAUGGCCACAAAAACCCUUGCGAAGUACUGGGAGUCUUUUGUACGGCCGCGCCGUGUUAAAGGAUGUGAACACCCUCGUUUCUCCCCCUCCUUUGACAGCUUCAUUGAUGUCCAUACCCUCGAGAACGUCAAGUUUGCCUAUGUGAAGCCAUUGGAGGAGGCGCCCUCUUGCGUCACGUUCCUCGCCAAGAAGCUUCCUGCUGAGGGCUCAGCCCCCGACAAAGACAAUGGUAACGGUCCCAUCGUUAUCAAGUUUGUCCGCCGCUACAACCAGGACGCACAUCUCAUGAUGGGCGAGCGAGGAUUUGCACCCAAGUUACUCGGGUAUCGCCCAUUGAGAGAAGAAGAUCCCGGAUACGACGAUUUGGCGCUAUUAGCUACGGAGUAUGUUGAGGGCGAGACACUCUUUGAUCUGUACAGGGGUGGUGUGCUUCCUAAGCGAGUCAAACAAGGUGUUGAAGAGGCCCUUCAAGUCCUUAAUGGUGCUGGUUAUAUUUUCGCGGACCUUCGAAGGCCGAACCUGAUUGUCCGAGAACGUGAUGGGAAGGUUCAGUUGAUUGAUUUUGAUUGGGUCUGUCGGGCGGGUGAGGGGAUGAGGUAUCCGUUUCAUUUGUCUCGAGAUGUUAGGACAAGGUCGGGGGCAAAGGAUAACGAUGUUAUUACUUUGGAACAUCAGGAGAGAAUGUUCGAGAAGCUGUGAACGUUUGAACGCUUGUGCUGCGUCCCUUCCCGGAAUCUGUAUAGCGACAACAUGCUUCUCGCACGGGGCUGUCGGGACUGCAGCUGUAGGAUCAUCGCAGUCUCGUCUCGCCUCUGUGGAGAUUGAUAGAGGGAUUGCAAAAGACAAGGAUCGAUCUGUUAUAUUUGGAGGCUUCUCUUGGCUGUUUCGACUGAAUAUAGUAACUCCCUCAGUUGUGUCUAACAUCGACGCGAUGGAGCGUAUAUUCUUCUAUUCUUAUCCUUAUCUUAUAAUAAUUUAUUACACCCUUUUCUACGAACUGUAUGGUAUACACGCUUAUUCUCAGAAAUGCUCGCUAAUCCCAUCAUACG
Messenger RNA from Marasmius oreades (fairy-ring Marasmius), 2239 nucleotides. RefSeq lists its product as uncharacterized. The record is from RefSeq and is a predicted model, not a curated record. Lineage: Eukaryota; Fungi; Basidiomycota; Agaricomycetes; Agaricales; Marasmiaceae. The transcript has 4 exons. Bases 15 to 1889 code for a protein of 624 amino acids.